Messenger RNA from Polyodon spathula (Mississippi paddlefish), 1688 nucleotides. RefSeq names its product ran-binding protein 3-like. Gene Ontology annotation, molecular function: GTPase activator activity. Gene Ontology annotation, cellular component: nuclear pore; cytoplasm. The transcript is spliced from 17 exons. Gene Ontology annotation, biological process: protein export from nucleus. The record is from RefSeq and is a predicted model, not a curated record. Lineage: Eukaryota; Metazoa; Chordata; Actinopteri; Acipenseriformes; Polyodontidae. Bases 36 to 1625 code for a protein of 529 amino acids.
GCGCGGGGGGUUGUGGGGGUGAGUGAGGAAGUAAAAUGGCGGACCUGGCAAACGAAGAGAAACCUGCCAUAGCUCCACCUGUGUUUGUGUUCCAGAAAGAUAAAGCACAGAAGAGAUCAGCUGAGGGUUCCAGCCCAGAAGGUGGAGAAGAUUCAGACAAGGAUGAUGGCAGUUACUGUCCCCCUGUGAAACGAGAGAGAGCGUCAUCUCUAACGCAGUUUCCCCCCUCGCAUUCUGUGUCAAAGAACAAUGUAUUUAUGCCCUCAAGUUUCUGCCAGUCCCCAACAGGAAACUCCGACUCGGAACCUGAGGAGAAGACUGUUGGGUUUCGUCUGAAACCGCCUACUUUGAUCCAUGGCCAGGCACCAAGUACAGGUUAUCUUCCAGGUGUCCCAAGCCAGAAGCCUAAGGAGCAGCAUCGCAGCGUCCUUCGCCCAGCACUCUUGCAGGCCCCGCAGCCGAAGGCUUUCUCACAAUCUAGUUCCAGCAGUGGAACCAAUGGUGUAAAAAAGCCCCCAGAUUCCUCAUCUGAAGGUUUGUCUGCAUCCCAGAAUAACACAGAGGCCUCAGAAAGUGCAACAGCGGAAGCAUCAGGAGCCGCAAAUAAUGAAAAGAAUGCGGAUGGCAUGAGCAGCGCCAACGAGGAUCACGCAGAGGAGAAGCAGCAGCAGCCAGCUGAAUCAGACUUUGUGUUUGGGCAGAAUGUGGAAGAACGAGCAAAGGUUGAAAGCGGAGCUCCCUCUGUAAAUACAGGUGGUGGUUCCUCUGGUUCUAAAACAGCAUCAGGAGCAACAAACUACUUCCUGCAUUACAGCAGCACCUCCAGCACGCUGGGUCCUGCAAACAACAAAGACACAGAAGCAAAGUUUGUUUUUGGACAGAACAUGUACGAGAGAGUAUUGAGUCCCCCGAAGAGCAGUGACUCAGUUACUGAGGGUGGCAAGGAGAGUGCUGCUGGAUCGAUCUCUGAGCCUUUCUCACUGGACGCCACUCCAGAGAAACCUAGCAGUGCUGUGAUCGAGUCUUUGGAAGAGUCUGCAGCAGCUUACACCAAGGCGACAGCUAAGAAGUGUUUGUUGGAGAAGGUCGAGGUUAUAACAGGAGAGGAGGCAGAGAGCAACGUGUUGCAGAUCCAGUGCAAGCUGUUUGUUUUUGACAAGAGCACCCAGACCUGGGUGGAAAGAGGCAGAGGGCUGCUGAGAUUAAAUGAUAUGGCAUCUACACAAGAUGGGACUUUACAGUCAAGAUUGGUUAUGCGGACGCAGGGCAGCCUGAGACUAAUUCUCAACACCAAGCUUUGGUCUCAGAUGCAGAUCGACAAAGCCAGUGAAAAGAGCAUUCGAAUCACAGCCAUGGACACAGAGGACCAGGGAGUGAAGGUCUUUCUGAUAUCUGCAAGCUCGAACGACACGGGCCAGCUGUAUGCUGCCCUGCACCACCGAAUCCAAGCGCUGAGGAGCCGGGCGGAGCAGGAGCAGGAAACCAAGAGCGUUCCGGCUGAGCCCGAAGUGCCCCAGUCUAACGAGGAGGACAGCGACGAGGAUGACAUCCUCGCUCCGGCAGGCUCCGCCACAGCCAGCGGGUCUACAGAUGCAGGAGAGGCCCAGGCUAGUGGAAGCACAUAGCGCCCCUUUCACCAGUCUACUUGCAAGGUGGCAGCUGCUGUGGCAUCCUUGCAGGCACCUCCC